Molecule: messenger RNA, 2711 nt
Organism: Pelobates fuscus (common spadefoot toad)
Lineage: Eukaryota; Metazoa; Chordata; Amphibia; Anura; Pelobatidae
Gene: ZCCHC8
Product: zinc finger CCHC-type containing 8
Exons: 13
Coding region: 146-2053 (635 amino acids)
Cellular component (GO): catalytic step 2 spliceosome
Molecular function (GO): RNA binding; zinc ion binding
Source: RefSeq, a predicted model, not a curated record
AUCUACCAUUUCAUUCAUAAACUGGUUAAAUUCAUUAACAAAUUGUUCACAUGAUGAACUCAGAAGAAAGCUCUCCAUACUCAGCAGGCCAAGUGGACUCUCUGUGGAUGAUAAAUUAGAUGGACCUUUGUUGCAGAUCUUAUUUAUGAACCAUGUAGUUUCAAAGCAAUAUCAUCAAGAAGUUGAAGAUUUCGUAACAAGUUUAGUUCAAAAGUAUGAAGAGAGCCAGAAAUCUAAUUCCGAGAAAACAUCUUUUAACAUCAAGCCUCAGCCAUCUAGUAUUUUGUUGGAAGAAAGCGGGUGUUCUAAUGGGAGUACAAUUAAGAAAAUAAAAGAUGCCUUCAGUGUUGUUGGAAAUGUUCUGUAUUUCACUCAUUUCUGCCUGGAUAAGCUUGGACAGCCGUUAUUAAAUGAAAACCCGCAGCUGACAGAUGGAUGGGAAAUUCCAAAAUACCAGCAAGUUUUUACACAGAUUGUGUCUCUAGAUGGGCAAGAAAUACAAGUAAAGGCAAAAAGACCAAAACCAUGCUGCUUCAAUUGUGGUUCAGAGGAACAUCAGAUGAAAGACUGCCAAAAACCACGAAAUCAAGCACACAUUAACAUGAAGAGAAAGGAGUUUAUGGAUGCAUGCGGAGAAGCAGGUAACCAGAAUUACCAGCAGAGGUACCACGCUGAAGAAGUAGAAGAGAGGUUUAACAAGUUUAAACCUGGACUUAUUAGCGAGGAACUUCGAGAAGCCCUUGGCAUGUCUGACAGUUGCCUGCCCCCAUUUAUAUAUCGAAUGCGCCAUUUAGGUUAUCCUCCUGGGUGGCUGAAAGAAUCUGAACUAGAGAAUUCAGGGCUCUCCCUUUACGAUGGAAAAGAAUCGAGUGAUGGAGAUUUAGAAGAAGGAGAGAUGCACUCAAACGUGAAACAUGUCUCCUAUGAUGUCUCUAAAUUAGUUAGUUAUCCUGGGUUUAAUACGUUGGUCCCCGAUUGGAUGACAGAUGAUUGGAGAAGCUAUGGCUCGAUUCCUAUGCAAGCAAACCAUCAGAGAGAAGCUUUUGCUAGUUAUCUUACAAAUAAUUAUCCUACACACAGCCCAAAUACCAGCAUAAAGAGAUCUGCUUCUCCAUCAGCUUCCUUCAAUAGAAAAAAACAGAAGAGUUCUGGGAACCAGAGAGAAUCACCAGUUGAUAUGGAUAUGGAGUCAGAUAUGGAUACUGUUUUGAGCUCUCCUUCCUCUGGAAGCUUUAAAUUUCAACCACCUCUUCCUCCUGGAUCCCCACUGUAUGGUACUCCACCACCAUUGCCACGUGGAACUCCUCCAUCUACUCCUACCAACUUUAUUCCUCCACCUCCUCCAACUCCAACUCCUCCACCACUUCCUAAAGGCACCCCUCCACCGACCCCCAAAAGAGGAUCCCCAAUGCCUCACGGCAAGGAUAGUUUAAAUGUACAACCACAGGUGGUAGAUUCGAUGGAUGAAGAUGCGUUGACCCUGGAAGAGUUGGAAGAGCAACAACGUUUAAUAUGGGCUGCUCUCGAGAAUGCAGAAAGCACAAACAGUGAUUCAGAUGCUCCCACACCUUUAACUGUGACUUCUGUCACCUCAUCUCCAAGUAGGACUGAUGUAGAUAAUGUGACAGAGACGAAGCCUGCAAUUCACAAUCCAGGUAGUAUAUCAAAUAAUUCUGAUGCUUUCCUAGAUGCAAUUGCAACAGAACCUGAUGAUGAUACCUCUGUUUUACCUGAAGAUGAUGAUAUAUCUGUUUUACCUGAAGAAGAUGAGCUGUUAAAAGAUAACCAUGUUGACUGUACAGUAGUAGAGGGCAAUGGAUCAGCUAUAAAUGCUGCAGAGGAGAAAACUGAAGUUAAUGCAGAUGCCCCAGAAGAGAGUGCUUGUGAGGUUCCCUCUGUCACUAAUUCAGGCAAACCAGAUAUGAGUAAAUUUGCUGCUGGCAUCACACCAUUUGAAUAUGACAAUAUGUCUGAAUCAACUGGCACAUACCUGCGGCUUCGAAAUGUUCUGAAGAAUUCACCAAGAAACCAACAAAAAGGCAAACCUCUUUAGUUAUGCAGCUUCUUAUUGGGACUGUGGGGUUGUAGUAUUUUUUUUUUUUUUUACCUAUAUUCAGCCAUUGCCAUCUAGAUUUCAUUUUUUUUUUCUUUUCUUAAUUUGUUUUACCUCCUCUGUGAGUUAGGCAAUAAUGUAUCAGCACGUUCUGUUGCUGAUUCAAACAAGGGAGAUUAGUUCCCCUCCUAAUAUCAACGUGAUUUUAUUUAACUGGAGUUGGCAACAAUACAUAGUAAGUGCAAAAUAUGUUGGUAAAUCUCUUUAAUUCAUCUUUUCCGCGUACCCUUGGUUAAAUUUUGCAGUUUUUAAGUUUUAUAAAAAUCAGUCUGGUAGAUUUAAGUAGGGUGGAAAUUUUUUUACUGGUCUUUUUGUAAAUUUAUUUUGCAUUGUUUAUUUUUGGAUAAGGGCCACCAAUUGGUUUAAUAUAUUCAAUGUUUUUAACACUGAGACUUUUAUUCUAAUUUCCAACUGUCAAAAGCUUAUCAGGAAUUCAGUGUUAUCUUCACUGUUCUAGAUAUUUUUAUACAUGAUUUAAGUGGUUCUUCAGUUUUUAAUGCCACUUCCACCCUUUUCUAAGAUCACUUCACAUAAACUUGCUGUACAGAAUUUGUUUCCCCAUAUGUACAGAUGUUUAAUAAAUGAAGUUUCUUAUGAA